Molecule: messenger RNA, 2520 nt
Organism: Humulus lupulus (European hop)
Lineage: Eukaryota; Viridiplantae; Streptophyta; Magnoliopsida; Rosales; Cannabaceae
Exons: 2
Coding region: 1-2520 (839 amino acids)
Biological process (GO): DNA integration
Molecular function (GO): zinc ion binding; nucleic acid binding
Source: RefSeq, a predicted model, not a curated record
AUGGAAGAAGAAGAAACUGUAGCGGAGUUCCAUGCCAAAUUGUUCGAUAUCUCGAAUGAAUCUUAUGCACUUGGAAAGACUUAUUCGAAUGCAAAAAUUCUUGGUGUUCUACCCCGGAAGUUCAUGUCAAAGGUUACCUCUAUCGAAGAAAUGAGAAAUGUCGAGGAACUUGAUCUUGAUGAGUUAAUUGGGUCCCUGCAGAACUAUGAACUGAGUCUCACACGGUGGAAGAAAGGCAAGAAACAGAAAGAUCCUGAAAAAGAAAAAGCUGAUAAUAGUCUUGCAUUUGUGCAUAAAGAGGAAAAGAAGUUGAUCUCAGGUGCAUCUGAGGGUUUCACUGAUGAAACUUUAGCGCUGCUGACCGAGAAUUAUGCUAAGUUCUUGAAGAAGAAUUACAAGAAAAACUUUCCAGGAGGAAAAGAGAAUGGUCUCAGAAGAAACUUUGGUGGAAUCAAUAAGCAAACUCAGCAAUUUGGCGACGAGAAAAACAGGGGAAUACGGUGUCGAGAAUGUGACGGAUUUGGACAUAUUCAAGCUGAGUGUGCCAACACUCUUAAGAAAAAGAAAGCCUUAGCAGCUACAUGGAGUGAUAGUGAUGAAGAAAAGAGCUCCACUUCAAGUGACAAGUCUGAUGAAGAGAAACAGGUGGUGGCUUUUGUGGCAAAGAGUCAUCAAUCAAUGUGUUCAGAGAAAGACGAAAACUCAAGCUCAACAGAUGAGGACAGCGAUGGGAGACAGCAUGCAUAUGAUGAAAUGUUUGCUCAAUGGGAGUAUAUGGCUAAAAAAAUCAAAGGUCUCACUAGUGCCAAACAACAACUUGAAUCUGAGAAGGAUGAGUUGGAGGACACUGUUAAGAAGCUCACAAAACAGCUUGACGGGAAGGAUAGUGAGAUUUACAAACUGACUGCAGAGUUAAUAAGGGCUAAACAAUCUCUUGAGUUUAUCCCUCCAAGAACUGCUGCAAUUAACCACACCUUGCAGUUACAAAAACCUUAUGGAGAUCGAACAUCCAUUGGGUACAAAAUACUUUACAAGAAAUGGGAGAAUUUAGGAAUUAAUGAUCCCUCUUUGUCCAAGAACAAGGAAGAUAAGACUCCUGAUGACUCAGUGCACAAUACUUUCAGUGCUGGUUUCCCAAAUUCCACUAAACAGAUCAGUGUCUCAUCUGGACCCACCAAGUUGAAUUUCGAAGGAAGGAAGCCUAUCCUGAAUGGUCAGAUUCACCAAGAAAGAUUUGUUCCUGUUUGUCAUUUUUGUAACAAAAGAGGACAUAUUAGACCCAGAUGCUACAAGUUGCAGGCAUAUUUGAAAGCUAUGAUCGAUCGUCCGAAUAGCUUUCCGCAAUUGAAUCGAUUUACAGGAAGGUUGUCAUCUAGUGAGGGGAGACCCAAGUCUGAUCUUAACGAGAGUGUUGCAUUAGUUGCCCACACCUCUCUUUCAACUUUUCAAGAAGACCAAUGGUACUUCGACAGUGGAUGUUCUCGCCAUUUGACCGGCAACAGAAAUGUGUUGGUAAACUAUAAAGGAGGAAAGGAGGGAGCUGUGACUUUUGGUGAUGGGAACAAGGGUCAGAUAUUUGGAAAAGGUGAUCUGGUGCUAAACGGAGUCGCUCCAUUGACUGAGGUGUUGUACGUCAAAGGUCUCAAGGCAAAUCUUAUUAGCAUCAGCCAACUCUGUGACAAUGAUUUCACUGUAAAUUUCUCUAAAACUCACUGUUUUGUUGUAACUAAUGGGUGCUCAGUCUUGACAGAUGAUAGAACCAGCGACAACUGCUAUGCACUAAGCAAUCAAGUCGUAUGCAACAGAUCUUUUCUUGAUAAGCCAGACCUAUGGCACUAUAGACUGGGGCACUUGAAUUUUAGAGACUUGAAGAGAAUUGUGAAAUUACAAGCUGUUCGAGGGAUCCCAGAGAUGAAAGUCACUAGAGAUAGGCUGUGUGGACCUUGCCAACUGGGAAAACAGACAAAAGCAUCACAUCCUCCUGUAAAUAUGCUUCUCACCUCUCGUGUGCUGGAGUUGAUUCAUAUGGAUUUAAUGGGACCCAUGCAGAAUGAAAGUCUAAGUGGUAAACGAUUUGUCAUGGUUCUUGUUGAUGAUUACUCUAGUGACCAUGGAAAGGAGUUUGAAAACACUGUGUUCUCCGAUUUCUGCGAUCAGUUAGGAAUAAAACAUGAGUUUUCAGCUCCAAAAACCCCUCAACAGAAUGGGGUUUUUGAGAGGAAGAACAGGACCCUGCAGGAAAUGGCUCGGGUAAUGAUGCAUGCUAAGAACAUUUCUAAGCGUUUUUGGGCUGAAGCAAUUAAUACAGCCUGUUAUAUCUGCAAUCGGGUCCAUCUGAGAACUGGCACGACACAGACUGCCUAUGAGCUUUGGAAAGGAAGGACUCCUAAUGUCAGUCAUAUGCACAUUUUUGGGUGUGUCUGCUAUGUCCUAAAUGAUCGAGAACAUUUAGGAAAAUUUGAUCCAAGGAGUGAUGAAGGAGUAUUUCUUGGGUAUUCGCUUAAGGGGUGGCGACAGUAG